This is a messenger RNA of Nomascus leucogenys (northern white-cheeked gibbon), 111 nucleotides long. RefSeq names its product thymosin beta-4-like. The transcript has a single exon. The coding region runs from base 1 to 111 and encodes 36 amino acids. Gene Ontology annotation, molecular function: actin monomer binding. Lineage: Eukaryota; Metazoa; Chordata; Mammalia; Primates; Hylobatidae. Gene Ontology annotation, biological process: regulation of cell migration; actin filament organization. The record is from RefSeq and is a predicted model, not a curated record. Gene Ontology annotation, cellular component: cytoplasm.
AUGCCUGACAAACCUGACGUGGCUGAGAUCAAGAAAUUCAGUAAGUUGAAAUUGAAGAAUACAGAAACGCAAGAGAAAAAUCUGCUGCCUUCCAAACAAACGACAGAAUAG